CAGCUUCUCAUUGUGUGCCUUCUCUGGUUGCACUAUGCUUACGCAAAUGUUGAAAAACUUAUUUUCCUGGCCCCGCCUGCUGAGUCUCUGCCAACUGACGCCAGCAUUGACAACCUCCUCUUGACGCCACUGUCUGAAGGAUUACCCAGCGUACGAACUCACAUCAAUGCGAGCUUUGCAAACAAAGAGUCACCAAAAGGGACGGAGACUUGGCUUCUUCUCGAAGGACUACGUCCGCACAGGCGGUACGAAGUCCGGGUUUGCUGGCUAGCCACCCAACCCACUUCAUUCUGGCUUUACACCCACACGGUCGAACAGACGUUCUCAAAUCCGGGUCUUUUGACCUCCCUGAGUACGUAUGCCUACUCUCGGCACGAACAACUUCUUGCAGGAGACAUCCAAGAACUGCAGUUGCGAAAGUCAAGCCCAGACUCUGUGGGCACCGAGUCGACAUUUCUCUUUCUGCAGGUCUUUGCUGCGGCAGAUUACUUCAGCCUGAAUCGGACAUUGAUGGAGACAGUGCCUCCUGUCGCCGUGGAUAUCAUACUGGACCCUUACUUCCUCAAUGUCCUGCCAAAGUCAUUGCUUCCAACCGGGCUGUAUCUGCUGAUCAUUGCAUGUGGGGCGUGGUUCAUCUCAGGCCAAGUCGCACGUCUCUUCACGGGUUUGAAUGCCGCUCAAGAAAAAGACUUUUUGAGAAAAUCAGAGUAG
This is a messenger RNA of Capronia epimyces CBS 606.96, 711 nucleotides long. RefSeq lists its product as uncharacterized. Gene Ontology annotation, cellular component: endoplasmic reticulum membrane; mannosyltransferase complex. The annotation marks the transcript as partial. Gene Ontology annotation, molecular function: mannosyltransferase activity. The transcript has 2 exons. Gene Ontology annotation, biological process: GPI anchor biosynthetic process. The record is from RefSeq and is a predicted model, not a curated record. NCBI's taxonomy places the organism in Eukaryota, Fungi, Ascomycota, Eurotiomycetes, Chaetothyriales, Herpotrichiellaceae.